Cinara cedri is the source of this 10800-nucleotide messenger RNA. The record is from the annotation of a GenBank genome assembly. Lineage: Eukaryota; Metazoa; Arthropoda; Insecta; Hemiptera; Aphididae.
UAUCGUAUAAUACAAAUAUAUUACAUUUGAUUGUAAAUUAGAAUAAUAAGCAAUUACACUUUUUUAAUGUACACAAUAUACAUACACGCGAUUAGUUAACGAGUCUGAUAUAAUGAUACACAAAGUGGAUUUGAUGUUGAUUACAUCAAUACAGGUUUAGAUUGUUUAGAAGCGAUUCAGUCAUGUUUCGUCGUUUGAAUUGUUUGCGCAGAACGCAGCGCUUUUACUCGUUAAACGUAUCGAAUUCGCUGUUCGGCCGCGAAUCUUUUGUUCGCCGACACAUCGGACCCAACGAUGCCGACCAAAAUGAAAUGCUCAAAGAACUCGGCUAUCAGGUAAUACUGUAUUCAAUGUCGAAUUUAUGUAAGGCUAAGCGGAUUGAAUCGAUUUUCGGGCGCCGGGGAUCGUUGCAUAUUUGUUUUAAAUUAUUAUUAAUGUUAUUUUUUUUUUAAUUUGUUGCUGGUAAAAUUAAUAAUGAAUACAAUGUUUGAAAUAAACUAUUAUCGAUUUUUUUUCGAGAAACUACAACUUUUCUAGACGUUAGAAUCUAGAGGAAACAGUAAAAAAUUCACAAAAAGGCGGUUAAAUACGUCAAAGUAAAAAAAAUCACUUAAAAAAAAAAUAAAAAGUAAAAAUGGUAGACUAUAAUGGUGGUCUAUAAUAUUUGGGUAGUAUAGGUAAGUACUUACUAACCGACGGUUAUCAUUUGCGCUUCGUUUGUUUACCUAUUCCAAAAACGCGUUUAUCAUUUGCGAAUUAACGGUAGCGUUUCGUUUGCACACCGUCCGUUUACUUCGCGCCAACAUAUCAUACAUCAUUUACGCACCAAUACAUCGAACACCAGGUAAAAAAAAUUCUCUAUUUUCCAUGUUUUUUUUUCCAUACAAAAUAUUUUUGAAAAAUGACAGCAGCUUUUCCACGAUUUGAAUUUACAAAUUCUAACCGACCUCACUGUUUUAAAGUUAAACGUCGACUGCUAAUAGUCAUAUAAAUUAGGUAUAUCUAGUUAUAUAAUUUGAAAAUAUUUGGUUGGAUUGAGUAGUUGUUACAACUCACAUGCGGUUAUCGUCAUAAUUGGUAUAAUGUACAUGUAUAUUACGUUUUUUAAACAAAAAUACCUUCCAUACCUUUAUUUUUAAAUAUGUUCUUUAUAAUCAAUAAUUUAAAAAGAUAUUAAUACUUAGCUGAGAUUUUCCCGGGAGUUUUUCCAAUAAAUGAGAAAAGCAUGGUGAAAACCGCGAAAAGACGGGAAAAUAGGUACAAUAGUAAACAAACAUUAUUAAAGAAAAUAUAUAAUGCAUAUGUUAUUAUUUUACCAUAAUAUGACAUAUACAUUGUUAACAAAGCAACACUAUUAACCGAACUCAGCUCAGAAUCGUUUUUCGUUAGCAAUAGUUAUUAGUUAAUUAUUGCGUACAUACAUUAAAUUUCCCCUCUACUUUUCAAAUUUUUCAACUACAACAGUGACCCACCCAUCGUGUGAAGUAUGUCCGCAUCCUUUUUUUAAUUUUCUUUGUGAUAUUCUCAUUAAUGGAGAAAACCCGAGAAAAAACGUCGGAAAAACUGUAAUAUUUACUAAAUAACAAUUUCUGUUGUAUUCGUUUAUGUUUUUUACUGUAAUUCAGUGAAAAAUAACCGUAAUUCAAAAAUUUCACCGCAUACUUAAAUAUAUGUAGCUAUUUUCUGACGUGGUAAAAUUUUUAAAACAUUUCGGCAACCAGUUUGAUGCAACCGGGCAAAAGUGUUUAAGUAUUAUUUUACAGCUUGUAUUAUUAUUUAUUUAAAUCAAUAACAUUAAUAAAUGUAUAACAAUAAUUACUAUAAUAAUUUUGUUAUAAUAUGUAGGGUUCGUUUUAAAUGCCCUAAAAAUGCUAUGAAAAAUAGCCAAAACUGACUUACACAAUUUUUUGUUUUAAAUUAUUGUUUUAUUAGGUAGGUAAUUUUUAAUUUAAAAAAAUUGACUUAAUGCGGCGACCAUCGUGUUGGAGGUUAGACUGUCAUGUAUAUCUUUCUUUUGAUUAAAUAUACAUUGUAUAUUUAAUCAAUGUUUCGGGGCUGUAUUAUUCAUUAUAAAUAUACCAACAGUGCCGGCGUUACACAUGCUGGCGCCCUGGGGGGAACUAUGUUUUUCGUUCUCCCUCCAAUUAAUCGAGUACAGUUAUUAUCGUUGAGGCACCCUCCCUUACAGUAGGUUCUCUGGGCGUAGGCCCUGUUUACCCAUCCCUAACGCCGACCCUGUGUACCAACACAAUUAUUAAUAAUUACGAGAAAAGGACGUAUCAAACGCAUAUAGAACGAUUGACUGUUUAGAUAAAACCGAAAUAAACCUGAAAUAACCCAUGAAUCUUAAAAAAACUUCUUUAAUAACAAGACACAGUACCCCGUGGGUACCCAAUCAUAAACUUGUGACAACCCAGUUGUUAAUACUGUAAUCCUGUUCAGGAGUGUGAGGAUACAUGUCAUAUAGACAACCCCUUUUUUAUUAUGUACCGCUGUGUCCUGGUGAGGAUCGUUCGUUUUCAACGGUAAUUGUUGGAUACUAUUGGGUCUAAGAUGAGUCCGUAUUUUUUUUUUUUAUUCCAUCUAUCACUAUAAUGUCUACACGAUAUUGCAGCUGUAUUACAUAAUGUUUAAUGAAUUACUGAGUUCAACUGGGCAAUGGCAAACAACACCGCUAUUGUCGAUGUAUUAUCUUAUUAAUAAUAUAAGCUAAAGAAACAUGUUUAACAUUAUUAUUUUAACGAUGAUUGUUUAAAAUAUUACUAUAUUAUAGGUUAAAGGUGUGUUUAAAAUGUCAACCUGUAACAUAAUACUUAAGUAUAAAUUCAACCGAGGGCUUCAUAUAGAGUUGGUUGGUAGUAUGGGAUGUGCACUUUAGUGCUGAGGCAAUAAGACAUAUCGAACAUGCUACAGAGCACUGCAUAGGCCUUAUAUUUAAAGUCCAAGCAUGACCGAAAUGAAAACAUACUGUACCAGCCCAAAUUUUAUUUAAACAUUUGACCAAGCUCGGCCCAACCCGGCCCGGACCGGACUGAUUCAUUUACAAACACGGCUAUAGGCCCAACCAGGCCCGAUCAUGCGGUCUAGUCAUUACAUAUAUCUCUAUUCUCCAUAGUAUAUCCCAUUACAAUAUUAUCUACAAAACUAUUAGAUAAAUAAAAGCACAAACCUCCUUUUAUUAUUAGCCAUUUAAAAAUUAAACCACUGAACUUACGCGGACCAUAAAUUGGUAUUUUCAGAGUUUAGAAGACUUGAGCAAGGCCGUGAUCCCAGAUAACGUUUAUCUCCAGAAGACGCCUAAUUUAAAAUCAUCAGUUAUUAUAGGUAUGUUAAUACAUGUUAUUAUAUCGUGGUAUCAAACAAUUUGAUAACCUUUUGGUUAUACAAGGGUAUUUUAUGAUUGUUCGUAAUUUACGCAUUCAUUAAUAUUAAAUUCACAUUACCGAACUAUUUCACAGUAGAUAUAAUCGCUAGGUAGUUUUUUUAUUAUCUAUUGGAAACCUAUUCCGUACAACAUCACGUGAUUUAAUAAAAUCGCAUUGUGUAGUUAUUGAAUUAACUUUUAACUAUGUACCUAGGUAUCUUUUGUUUUCUUAUGCAAGUGCCUUUAAAAUUGUACAAUGAAUAUACCUACUAAGUGCAUUCUAUGUAUCAUGAAACGCAUCUAUCUCUUUAACCUAUGUAGGUACCUAUUCCCAAUUAAAAACAUAAUUAAAGAUAAUAUUUAUAUUAAUUUAAUAUAAUACUUAUUGUACCUAUUGUGAAAAGAAUCUAUAAUAAAAUGUCUUCAUCUAAAUCCCAUUCGGACAAAAUCCCGUCUGGACAAAAUUUCUCCCGGACAAAACCCCACCGGACAUAAUCCCACCGAAAAAAAAAAACACAACUAAAAAGGAUGAAACAAACAACAAUGUAAACUGAUUUUUUUUGACAACUUUUCCUUUACAUUUAAUCUAGCUAAGUUAUAUCAUCCGAAAAAUCCUAAAAAAAAAAUAAUUAAAAAUAAUUUUAUAAUUUGAUUCGUCCUCUUUGUGUGUUUAUUUUUACUUUUUGCGGGGUUUCGUCCGGAUCACUUGUGAAAAUAUGUUGAUCUAUGUUAAUGUAGGGUCAGGACUCAGGGUAUUUCGAUAAAAAUAGAUUGUAUUUUUGUUUGAUAGCUAUUCGAGCGUCUUUUCGUUAAAUUCUGAAUAUCUAUUAUUAGAUAUACCAGGACAAAUAAAAAAAAAAAUUAAAAUCAAUAAUUAUAAAAUACUUAUUUAUUAUUAAAAAAUAUUUAUAUUUUAAUUAAUAUAUUGGUGUUAUUUGCUUAUUUCAUAGACGAACAAACUUUAUCGACAUUAAUAAAAUCGAUCGCGAAUAAAAAUGAGAUACGACGAAGUUACAUCGGAAUGGGUUACCACGGCUGUCAUACGCCACACGUGAUCACGAGGAACAUGUUGGAGAACCCAGGCUGGUAAUUGUAACAUUUCUCCUGUUUAUAUAUUGUAUAAAUAAUGCAGUAAUAUUGCUAAAACAAAAAUCCACUUUAUACACAGGUUGACGCCUUACACCCCUUAUCAGGAGGAGAUCGGCCAGGGCAGACUGGAAAGCCUGUUGAACUUCCAGACAAUGGUCGCUGAUCUGACGAGCAUGGGCGUGGCUAACGCGUCACUGCUGGACGAAGCCACCGCCGCUUCCGAAGCGCUGGCGAUGACGUACAGGCAAACUAAACGGAAAUUCUGGUUUGUGGCCGACAAUGUGCAUCCGCAGACGUUGGCCGUGGUCCAGACGAGAGCUUCAGCCCUUGGCAUCGAGGUGUGCGUCGGUGACCCGAACCUGGCCGACUUUAAACCGUACGCCGGUGUACUGUUACAGUAUCCGGACACGUAUGGCUGUUUGAUGGACAUCGGCGAAAUCGUAAAGGCCGCCCACGACAACGGAGUACGUAUAAUACCCUGACUAUAUAGACUAUAUAGACUCGGUUUGGAUUAGGGUGACACGAGAGACAAUUUAAGAGAUCAAGAUGGCAUAAAUAACUGGCGCGUUGAAAGAAAUGAGGAUAUUAUGAUGUAAGAUACGAAGAUAUGGAGGGAAGAGUAACAGCGUACUUGGUAUUUAUCUGGAGAACUAGAACUGAAUCAUCCGACCUCGAUGUGCUACAGUUUAGAUUUCAGGACAAUAAUCCAUAUACUAUGUUCCUUAAUUUAUCUGUACUGGCAUUAGCAGUGGCAUCACUGAUAGCAUCUCAUCAACCGUACUAUGAAACACAAGGUUAGGAAUGAUAAAGACAUCUUAGGUGUCAUCAAAGAUUUUCAGAUUUAAAACGAAACAAUAUCGGCGCCAUUCCGGAUGAAUUAAGAAAUAUGAAGACUUGAAAUCAAUAACGGGUCAAGUGCCAGUUAUCCAUAAGACCAUAAGUGGUCGUUGAUUUUUAUUUAUUCCCGUUAUUGCACAUAGCUUUUACGUAAUUUUGUUGGACCUUGUAGACAUUACUUUUGUAUUGGUGGCACAUUGCGUUCUUUAUAGGUUGCUGGCGAUGGUAUACAUAUAAGUUUUUCAGGUCAAACUCAAUUUUUUUUUGGCACUUAGCACGUUAUUGAUUUAAAGUCUUCAUAUAUGGAACGGUUACAAUCUGGCCUAAACUAAUCUAACCUAACCUGCAUGUCUUUAAUAUUAAUCACAGUGUUUUUAUAGGCGCUGGUCGUGUGUGCUGCGGAUCUGCUGUCACUGACCCUGAUCAAACCACCUGGCGAAUACGGCGUCGAUAUCGUAGUCGGCUCCAGCCAGCGGUUCGGCACUCCGCUCGGGUACGGCGGACCGCAUGCCGCGUUCGUCGCGUGCAAAUCUGCCCUGGUGCGACUGAUACCCGGCAGGGUGGUGGGCGUCACUAGGUGAGAUUAGAUAGUGUGAUUCAAUUUCUUUAAAGAUUCUGAGCGCAGAGAGUAAUUGAAUACUCUCUAGUUAGGUUUUACUGUAGUACUUUUUUCGUCCAUGAGCAAAUUUUCCAUCAGAAAUCUUGCUCCCAUAAAAAAAGACUACAUAAAAUAUUUGUUGUAGCAUUUCGGAUCUAGUUGGUGCUAAAGAGGCUAUUCUCUCUGAGAAGUUUUCUUUAAAUUUUGGAAUAACCCGGAAAAUCAUAAAAAUCUACGGUAUAAACGGUUUCGUUAUUUUCGAUUUGGCUUAAAAUGGUUGGGCCAAAUUGAAAUGAUUGCAAAUUGAACAAGAAAUUCGCUAUAAGUUAUACUUAGUGGCAUAAAAAAAUAAAAAUUGAGCGUAAUAGAGACAUUUUUUAUUUAAUAAUGGUUUUAAGUUCAUAUUUUGACGAAAAUUAUUUCAAAACACGUGUUAAUUGAAUUUUGCUCAGAAUCGUAAUAUAUCAGAAAUGAUUUGUUAUUGCGUAUAAAUAAUAAUUAAAUAACUUUUUGUGUUCUACCUUCCGGACUUCCCUCGGACAACUGCAGUGGCACAUCCAUCAGCUGCAUUAUCAGCUCUUUUUGGUUCGCAAUUUUAUGUGGUUAACGUUGUCCAUUUUUUUUUUUGCCAGGGAUGCGGAUGGCAAUCAGGCUUACCGGUUGACGUUGCAAACCCGUGAACAGCAUAUACGCCGCGAACGGGCCACCAGUAACAUAUGCACGGCCCAGGCCCUGUUGGCCAAUUUGGCGGCCAUGUACGCGGUCUACCAUGGGCCCAACGGCUUGCGAGACAUUGCCCGGCGGGUGCAUCACAAUACUGUGGUGCUAAAGGCGGCGCUGGACAAAAUACAAGACUGCAGUACAGGUGACGGUAGUUAUUUCGACACCUUGAACGUGAAAACCAAAAUUCCCAGACAGACGAUAAUAGACAGGUGCAACGAAAAGAUGAUCAACUUGCGGUUUUUCGACGAUCAAUCCGUAAGCGUAAUCAUAUUAUUAUUAUUAUCUAAUAAUAUUAGUGAUGGAAAAUCUGGAUUUCGGAUUUUGGAUUUCAGACAAUGAUAUCCGAAAUUCUGUAAUUCAUAAUUCGGGCUUCUGUUUUUAAAAUUUCUAUUUUUUUUUUGAACCAUUUAAUUUCUACAUACGAACAUUUUUAAAUUAAAUUACAAUAUAAGAUUAUAUUUGAUUCAUAAAAAGUAAUUUCAGUUAAAGUGAUUUUAUAAAUUAAAUAUUUAAAAUCAAAGUUCCUAAAUCCAAAUUCACAAUACAAUUUUCGGAAUUUAGCUAUCUGUCUUUUUAGAUAUUCUCGUACUUCGGCCGAAUUUUUCUCAUCAUUAAUAUAUUUUAUUCAUAUAAUUAUAAUAGCAACAACAAAAAGUGAAUAUUUCAAUUUGGUAUUUUAAUAUAUACUAUUAUAAUAGCGAUUUAUUUUAGAUUGGUAUAUCGCUGGACGAAACGAUAACGGCUAACGAUUUGAAUGACUUGUUGUGGAUUUUCGGAUACGAAAAGAGCAUAGAUGAAGUGAGUACACGGAUAAUAGAUACAAUAAUAAAACAAACGGAAAAUAAAUAUUAAAUAAUAAUGUAAAAAAAACAAAAUCUAAUAAAAUUGCAUCAAAGUUUAAAUUGAUUGUUUUUAAAUGUAUUUAAUUGACUGUUUGUAGAUCAUAUUGUCUAAUGACGAACUUUUAGAAAAAAGUGUAAGUAAAACAAUAUUUAAGAGGACCUCGCAGUAUUUACAACACCCAGUAUUCAAUAAUCAUCAAUCGGAAACGGAAAUCGUUCGGUACAUGAAACAAUUGGAAAACAAAGACGUUUCCCUCGUCCAUUCCAUGAUUCCAUUAGUAAGUAAAAAGUAAAACAUAUUUGUUACAUCCAUAUGAAUAUUUCGAUUAGACAUAAUAUAUUAAACGUACUUUUAUUGAAUUUAUAUAAUUUUUUUUUUUAUAGGGUUCGUGUACAAUGAAAUUAAACGCUACCGCUGAACUGUUACCGCUUUCGGAACCAGGGUUUACCAACAUCCAUCCGUUUGUACCGCCCGGUCAGGUUUCGGGAUACCAAGAAAUCUUAGAAGAAUUAGAAUACGAUCUCUGUCAGUUAACUGGUUACGAUAAAAUAUCUUUCCAACCCAAUAGGUACCUAUACGAAAAAACGAUUGAUGACCAACGAAUUUGUCGAAUAAUUUAGAAUAAUAUACGACCUGCCUGUUGUGAUCUUACUAUAUUUUAGUGGUUCGCAAGGUGAAUUCGCCGGAUUAUGCGCCAUAAUGAAAUACCAUCAGCAUCGAGGUGAUGCAGAGAGAAGAGUGUGUUUAAUACCUACGUCGGCCCACGGCACGAACCCAGCAUCGGCACAAAUGGCUGGAAUGGAUAUACAGCUGGUAAACGUAUCCAAAGACGGUUGCAUCGACAUGCAACAUCUUAAAGAUAAAGUAAGCGAACAUAUGUAUACAUUUAAUUUUUCUCUUCUUCUACUUGACUUCGGCUCUUCAGACCACAACACUAAAUUAAAAACCUGUUUAAUCUAUCGCUUGUUCUCUGCAGCUUCUCUUCAUUUGGUUUUCGGCUCCACUGCAUUAAUGUCCCUUUAAAUACCACAUUAACCUCGGUCUCCCUAAAGGCAUUUUUCCUAUAUAAAUCUAUAAUCCGCAGUGAAAUAAUUUUACUCGUUUGAUUGUCACAGGUUAAUGCGCACAAAAAUCAAUUAUCUUGCAUAAUGAUUACGUAUCCGUCCACUAACGGGGUAUUCGAAGAAACCGUUAUAGAAAUAUGCGAUAUAAUUCAUACGAACGGAGGACAAGUUAGUCACAUUAUAGACAUCUCGUCUGCACGAUAACAAAUUAUAUUAUUAAACUGAUAACUUUUAAAUGAUCAGGUGUAUUUGGACGGAGCCAACAUGAACGCACAAGUCGGUCUGUGUCGACCCGGUGAUAUCGGAUCAGACGUAUCUCAUUUGAAUCUGCAUAAGACGUUCUGUAUACCACACGGCGGCGGUGGUCCCGGUAUGGGGCCGAUAGUGGUGUAAGGCUGAACCAAAACUAGUUCCCUGUUAAAAAAAAAAAAUGACAUAUUAACGAUUUAAAUAUACUUUGUCCGUUUUAGCAAAUCACAUUUAGCACCGUUUCUACCUAGUCACCCGAUUAUCGGUAACGGUAACGGCGAAUUAAGCCUGGGUACAGUUAGUGCCGCUCCUUUCGGAUCGGCCUCAAUUAUACCCAUUUCCUGGGCAUACAUAAAAGUACAUAAUAUUCGUAUAAUACUUAUUGCGCUUCACUCGGAUGCAAGUAUAGAGUAAACGUAUUUAUAAAAACAAAUCAUAAUAUGAUUUCUAGUUGAUGGGUUUUGAAGGGCUCAGGAAAGCGACUCAAGUGGCCAUAUUAAACGCCAACUAUAUGAGUAAAAAAUUGAGUUCGCACUACAAAACGUUGUUUGUGGGCACCAAAUGUGGUCUCGUUGCUCACGAGUUCAUAAUCGACACGAGAGAAUUUAAAAAGACGGCCAAUAUUGACGCGACGGAUAUUGCCAAGCGGUUGAUGGAUUACGGUGUGUAUUGCGCGACGAUUGAAACGUGUGUAAUUGAUUUUAAAUAUUCCGCGAUUUUGUCCGCAGGAUUUCACGCACCCACCAUGUCUUGGCCGGUAGCCGGUACGUUGAUGAUUGAACCUACGGAAUCGGAGAGUAGAUUAGAAUUGGACAGGUUUUGUAACGCUUUAAUCAGUGAGUGAUGUAAAAUGACGCUUUUUUGCCGAAAAAUAUUGUUUUUGUUUUUUAUGUUCCGUUUAACAGGUAUAAGAGAAGAAAUCAGACAAAUAGAAAACGGCACAGUCGAUCGGGAACAAAACGUUUUGAAACUGGCGCCGCACACGCUAAAACAGAUUUGUAACGACGAAUGGAACAGACCGUAUUCGAGAAACGUUGCGGCUUAUCCGAUGGUAAUUAUUAUUUACGGUUUAAGAUUACGUAUUCGAUAAAAUAAUAUAUCCAUCUGUCACGCAAGUAUAAUACGGACAUCAUUAUUACCGUACAGGGCUACGAGCAAAAAGUUUGGCCGAGUGUCGGGCGUAUAGACAGCAAAUACGGCGAUCAAAAUGUAAUGUGCAGUUGUCCGUUGGUUUUUUAAAAUAUUAUACACGUAUAAAACACCUCCAACACAUUCCAUCAUUUUACACUCUAAUAACAGCGGGCAGUCCACUGUAUCCACAGCUGAUGUAAAUAACGCAAGAACGUAACAUUACGCAUUAUCGAUCAAAGCAAUAAUUAUUUCAUGGAAUAUUGAUUAAAUACGAGCGCGAUAUUCAAACGUCCAGUAUGUAUAAUAUUAUUAAUAUAUAUAUAUAUAUAUAUAUAUAUAUAUACAUACAUGUAUAUAUUCUGUAACCUAAGAUUAAAAAGUAUUAUUUUUAAUAACAAUAAUAACAAUAAUGAUACACAAUAUACGAAUAUAUAUUUGCUGUUUUUUGUUUUACGCUUGAAUGCGAACCCAGAAACGAACCGGUACACUGCGCUGUAACUGUUCUGCCGCAGCACAGCGGGCCGGUGCUUUUAGAAGGCCCAAUACGUGAUGAUUUAUUUAACCAUCAUAUUUAUGUUAUUUUUGAAUGUCAGUUUGAAAAAAAUACGCAGCAAAAUAAAAUUUUCAGUCUGUAGAACCGACGUAUUUCUAGAACAGUAGCAAAUGAUGAUGGACGAUGGAUGACAGGAUAUAAGCAUUGUGCCCUUGUCAAAGUUGUACCCAGUUAUAGUAAUUCCAUCCGAAAACAAUUUUAAGUUAAACGACCGUUAGUCUCAAGUAUUUUUAAUUUUAAUAAACUAUAGCAAAACAAGUUGUGAAUUUUGAUGGUUAAUGGAAAAAUGUUGCUGUCAAUUUAUUUUUCUAAAUAAGCAAGUAAUCUUAAGUUACCUACUGAACUUCAA